UGUUUAAAUAUUGAGGGUGGGUGUAUCUCUCUCUCUCUCUCUCCCUCCCUUUCUCGAUGUCUCUCUCUAUCUCUCCGGUAGCUGUCGUGUAAUGGUAGUGAAAUAGUCAUCAUUGCUUGAAGCGCAUAGUAAAGAAAGCAUGGCUGCCAGUCGGGUACUCGUAUACGGGGGAAGAGGUGCACUGGGUAGCAAAAUUGUUCAGCACUUUAAAUCUAAAGGAUGGUGGGUAGCCAGCAUCGACAUCGUUGCCAGUGAGGAGGCAAACGCGAACGUGCUGGUGAAGUUGUCCGAGUCAUUUACCGAGCAAGCAGGACAGGUGACAGCAGAUGUGGCCCAGUUGCUAGGGGACCAGAAAGUGGAUGCCAUCUUGUGUGUGGCAGGCGGAUGGGCUGGAGGAAAUUGCAGGUCCAAAGACCUGUACAAAAACACAGACAUGAUGUGGAAGCAGAGUGUGUGGACCUCUACCAUAUCUAGCCACCUGGCUGCUGUGCACCUGAAGCAGGGUGGACUACUGACUCUGGCUGGGGCUAAAGCAUCACUGGGUGGUACUAGUGGCAUGGUGGGCUAUGGCAUGGCCAAGUCAGCAGUCCACCAACUCUGUCAGAGUCUAGCAGGAGAAGACAGUGGGAUGCCCCUUGGAGCUGUGACUGUUGCCAUACUACCGGUAACCUUGGAUACUCCAAUGAACAGGAAGUUCAUGCCUGAUGCAGACUUUGGUUCCUGGACACCACUGGAGUACAUUGCAGAAACUUUCUUCAGUUGGGCCACCGGUGCGGAUCGUCCAGCAUCGGGCAGUCUGAUGCAGCUCACCACCACUGGAGGCAAGACACAGGCCCUACCCACACAAUAAGACACAUUUCCUACCCACAUAAUAAGACACAAGCCCUACCCACACAAUAAGACACAAGCCCUACCCACACAAUAAGACACAAGACCUACCCACACAAUAAGACACAGGCCCUACCCACACAAUAAGGCACAUGUCCUACCCACACAAUAAGGCACAUGUCCUACCCACACAAUAAGACACAGGCCCUACCCACACAAUAAGACACAGGCCCUACCCACACAAUAAGACACAGGCCCUACCCACACAAUAAGACACAUUUUCCUACCCACACAAUAAGACAUAGACCCUACCCACACUAUAAGACACAUUUCUACACACAUAAUACGACACAAUACCUACCCACACAAUAAGACACAGGUCCUACCCACACAAUAAGACACAGGCCCUACCCACACAAUAAGACACAUUUCCUACCCACACAAUAAGACACAUUGCCUACCCACACAAUAAGACACAGGUCCUACCCACACAAUAAGACACAUUUCCUACCCACACAAUAAGACACAGGCCCUACCCACACAAUAAGACACAGGCCCUACCCACACAAUAAGACAUAGGCCCUACACCCCUAAUCAGACACAGGCCCCACCCACACAAUAAGACACAGGACCUACCCACAAAAUAGAGGAGGGAGAAGUGGAGAGGGAGGGGGAAAGAGAGAGAGAAGGAUGAAAUUAGUCACAAUGAGAAAGAAGACUGAAGGAUGAGAUACUUUUGAUAAUGUAGCGUAUGUGGACACCUGCUUAUCAUCUCAUUCCAAAAUCAUGGGCAUUAAUAUGGAGUCGGUCCACCCAUUGCUGCUAUAACAGCCUCCAUUCUUCUGGGAAGGCUUUCCACUAGAUGUUGGAACAUUGCUGCUGGGACUUGCUUCCAUUCAGCCACAAGAACAUUAGUGAGGUCGGUACUGAUGUUGGGUGAUUAGGCCUGGCUCAUAGUCGGUAUUCCAAUUCAUCCCAAAGGUCUUCGAUGGGGUUGAGGUCAGGGCUCUGUGCAGGCCAGUCAAGUUCCUCCACACCUUUGUACAAGGGGCUUUGUCAUGCUGAAACAGGAAAGGGCCUUCCCCAAACUGUUGCCCCAAAGUUGGAAGCACAGAAUAUCCUAGAAUGUCAUUGUGUGCUGUAGCAUUAAGAUUUCCCUUCACUGGAACUAAGGGGCCUAGCCCAAACCAUGAAAAAACAGCCCCAGAAAAUUAUUCAUUCACCACCAAACCUUACAGUUGGCACAAUGCAUCCGUGCAGGUAACGUUCUCCUGGCAUCCGCCAAACCCAGAUGCGUCCAUCGGACUGCCAGAUGGUUAACCUUUGGGUGGUGGACCAUUUUUGAUAUACACGGGAAACUGUUGAGUGUUGCAGUUCUUGACACAAACCUGUGCGCCUGGCACCUACUACCAUAGCCUGUUCAAAAGCACUUAAAUAUGUUUUAUUGCCCAUUCACCCUCUGAACGGUACAUAUCAUUCACCUAGAUUCACCUGGUCAGUCAAUGUCAUGGAAAGAGCAGGUGUUCUUAAUGUUUUGUACUCAGUGUAUAUCUCUCUAUUAUGUGUGGGAAUACUUUGGAACAGAUUUCCAAAAUUACAAUCACUUGGAGCUGAUUUGCUGGUGUUUUUAGAGUAUUUUAUGUCCAACAAUAAUUAAAACUAUAUAUAUAUACAGUAUAUUUAUUUUUAAGAAAGCUUGGGGGGCCAAAAAUUUGGCCUGCGGGCCGCCAGUUGGGGAACCCUACCUCUAUGCCCUACCUCUAUAACCUACCUCUUUCCAUGACAGACUGACCAGGUGAAUCUAGGUAAAAGCUAUGAUCCCUUAUUGAUGCCAUUUGUUAAAUCCACUUCAAUCAGUGUAGAUGAGGGGGAGGAGACAGGUUAAAGAAGGAUUUUUAAGCCUUGAGACAAUUGAGACAUGGAUUGUGUGUGUGUGUACCGUUCAGAGGGUGAAUGGGCAAUAACAAAUAUUUAAGUGUUUUUGAACGGGCUAUGGUAGUAGGUGCCAGGCACACCGGUUUGUGUCAAAAACUGCAACACUCAACAGUUUCCUGUGUGUAUCAAAAAUGGUCCACCACCCAAAGGACAUCCAGCCAACUUGACACAACUGUGGGAAGCAUUGGAGUCGACAUGGGCCAGCACGCUUUCGACACCUUGUAGAGUCCAUGCACUGACGAAUUGAGGUUAUUUUGUACAGUCAGUGUAUGUGACCUUAUAGAAAUGUAAGCAAAGUUUGAAAUGAUUAUGUUUAAGUGAAAUAUUAUAUCUCUUUGGACUUCUUGUGGUCGAUUUACCGUCGAUAAAUGGCUGAAUAUAGUUGAUUAUCCCUGGUAUAGAGAGAUGGAGAGGAGGGAGGGGAAGGUAAGAGAUCGUGGAGGGGAAUAAAAAUAUGCCCACAAUAGUGUUAGAAUGAAUCAGUUGCAGAGGAAACAUGAACCUCAAGUACAUUUACUUAUUUUGAACUCUUUUAGUUAGAUCCCGUUUGAAAUUGAUGAAAAUGAAGUAAGCCGCUGUCUUAAUGUCAAACGUACAAUGCAUUUCAGUGGAGUUGCCAUACUCUGCGUCUUGUGUCGAGUGUACUCAAUAUGCGUGUGAUAGGUUGAUUGAAGAUGUACUGUCUAAGUACUAUUAUCAGUAUCUCAUAACACUAUUUUUUGUUUGUGCUGUUUGAUGUGGUUUUACCUCCUCUGUCUCAAUUUGAAUAAAAAUCCACAUUAAUCACAA
This is a messenger RNA of Salmo salar (Atlantic salmon), 3552 nucleotides long. RefSeq names its product dihydropteridine reductase. Gene Ontology annotation, molecular function: 6,7-dihydropteridine reductase activity; NADPH binding; NADH binding. Gene Ontology annotation, biological process: L-phenylalanine catabolic process; tetrahydrobiopterin biosynthetic process. NCBI's taxonomy places the organism in Eukaryota, Metazoa, Chordata, Actinopteri, Salmoniformes, Salmonidae. Gene Ontology annotation, cellular component: cytoplasm. The record is from RefSeq and is a predicted model, not a curated record.